Molecule: messenger RNA, 4737 nt
Organism: Plasmodium malariae
Lineage: Eukaryota; Apicomplexa; Aconoidasida; Haemosporida; Plasmodiidae
Product: calcium/calmodulin-dependent protein kinase, putative
Exons: 1
Coding region: 1-4737 (1578 amino acids)
Biological process (GO): protein phosphorylation
Molecular function (GO): ATP binding; protein kinase activity
Source: RefSeq, a predicted model, not a curated record
AUGAUGGUCAAUAUACUACAAGAUGAUGCAUUUGAAAAAAAGAAAAAAAGAAGACUAUGCGAUGUUGUUCAUCCAAAUCUGACGGAUUUAAAUUAUAGUUUAUUAGAUCAAAAGAAAAUCAACAAUCAUAAUGGAAGUAGUGAUAACGGAAGUAGAGAUAACGGAAGUAGAGAUAACGGAAGUAGAGAUAACGGAAGUAGAGAUAACGGAAGUAGAGAUAACGGAAGUAGAGAUAACGAAAGCAGUAAAAAUGGAAGCAGUAAAAAUGGAGGUAGUAAAAAUGGAGGUAGUAAAAAUGAAGGUGGUAAAAAUAAAGGUAGUAAAAAUGAAGAUAGUAAAAAUGGAAGUAUUGACAACAGCAGCAGUGAUCAUAGCAGUUGUUGUAAAACCAAAAAAAUUAUAAAACUGGAAAAUGAAAAAAUAGAGGAUUAUUUUAUUAUAAAGAAUUUUCUACCUAUAUGUGAAGAGUUUUUGUUAAAAAACUACCAAAAUCUUUUUAUGUAUUUAUUUAAUAACAAACAAGAGGAAAUAAAUAAAAUUAGAAUCAAGCAGGAGCGGGAAGAACAGGAACAAGCGGAUGAUGAUGAGCCUGUUAAUGCAAAUACAGAGGAACAUUUGCAAGUACAAGGAAAACAAAAGGGAGAGGGGUAUAACAACUGUUCUGAGUAUACAAAAGAAACAGAGAUAAAUAGAUCAUAUAAUGCAGAGGAAGAAAAGGAGAAAAAAAAAGAAAAGAAAAAGUGUUAUAAUUCUGAAGCCGGAGGUAAGGAAAAAGACAGAGAUGACAAACCUGACAUUGUAUCAAAUAUAAAAAAGAAAUUUUCAUUAACAUCAUUUAAUUUAUAUGAAAGUUAUGUACGAGUAACUAAAAAAUCGUUAAGGGAAAUAGAGUUACCAUUUGAUCGAGCUGUGUUAUUAAAUGUUAUUGAUAAGAAAGAUAAUUCAAAAAAAAUUAUAAAAAUAAUUAACAAAAAAAAAGUAUUAAAUGCAUUUGGGGAAUCAUGGGAACAUAUGAUUGAAUAUAUUAUUUCUUUAAAAGAGCAUAAAAAUUUAAUGAAAAUAUUUGAUAUAUAUGAUGAUGGAAAAAACUUUUAUAUAAUAAUGGAAAAGUUAUAUGGAAAAGAACUUUUUAGUUUUCUAGUUUAUAAAAAGCAAGUGAAAGAAAGUAUCUGUAAAUAUAUAAUUAGCCAAAUAUUACAAGCAGUUAAUUAUUUGCAUUACCACAAUAUCAUUCACAGAGAUAUUAAACCUGAAAAUCUUAUGUUCAGAAAUAAAAAGAGAAAAGAUAAAACGUAUGAAUACAAUUACGAGUUGGUACUCAUUGAUUAUGACACCUGCCAAUUUAUAAACAAAAGUUAUGGCAGUACUUGCAGGAAUAGCGGUUACAACAAUUAUGGUCAGUACAUCCAGUACAACCAUUACAACUACUACAUCAAUAAUAACAAUAACCACUGCAAUUAUUAUAACUUCUAUACACAACAUAACCUCAUUUACUCGACUAUAAAUGGAAUUAUAGGUAGUCCCCUGUUAACACCAAAUAAAAUCAUUGCUAGUGAAUGUACAAAGUUAUGUAGACAAAACCAUGAAUCGAAACAGCCAAAACAAAUUUGCUCUAAGGAAAUCAACCUGACCCAGCAAGCUAAUUGCACUGAAUGGACUUCUGAAAAAAUACAUACGAAAAUGUUAGAAGUUAGAAGGGGAGAAAAAACAGGGAAGGAUGAUGUCGGUACUGCCAUAUCUACCAGUGCUGCUGUUGGUGCUAAGGCUUGGGCUCAUGCAGGAGAUUCUGGGGAAGGCGCAGUUAUCCAACAGAACAGUAAAUCAUAUCAAGGUAGAAGACAAAUAAAGUUAGUAGGUACAUAUGGGUACAUAGCUCCAGAAAUCAUAAAAGGAUUCAAUUAUUCUAUAUCAUCUGAUAUGUGGUCUGUAGGAAUUAUAUUUUAUAUUUUGAUGACAGGAAUUACUCCACUCCCUAUGUGUCUAAUGGUUAAUUAUAAAAAUACAAAAGAAAUAUUAUUAAAAAAAGAAAAGAAAGGAAUUAAUUUUAAUCUCUUAUCAUUUAAUAAUUACCCUUUAGCAAAAGAUUUAUGUGAAAAACUUUUGCAAUUCGAUCCUAAUAAGAGAAUGCCUGACUCUAUCAUUGCAUCCAAUCACCCCUGGCUUAAAUAUUUUAAUAUUUUAAAAAAAAAUAUUACGGAUUUGAGAUUUGGAAAUAAUGACAUAAAUUGUUGUUUUAGCCCCAACAAGCAGAUAAAUAAUAAUUGCUAUGAAAGGAUUAACAUGAAUGGUAAUAAUAGGAUAAGCUAUAAAAAUUGUGAUCCUAAUAAUUGCUCUUGUAUCAGUGGAAGUGUUAACAAUAGCUUCAAUGGUUGCAGAAAGUGUUACAACUGCAAUAGAGAGCAUCUUAAGAGCUCAUGUAAGAAGGGAGGAGAUCACUCAGUCAUUCCGUGUUACAUGAACAAAGAUUUAUACAAUGAGUACUAUAAGAAAUGCUAUGAGUCCGGAAAUUUCAAUGCCAUUAGUUUAUAUUGCAGUGGUACAUAUUGCUGUAAUAGACAUAGUAACGAUAAUGGUAGUAAAUUUACUAAUGGUGAAGGUAGUAGCAGUAGUAAUGGUAAUAACCAUAUGAAGGGGAAGCAAAAAAGCAACUCGCACAACAAUAAUAAUGAUGAAGAUAUGAUGCACCAUGCUUCAAUUGAGAAAAAAGGUUUUUUGUCUAACCAACAAAACGCAUGUAAAAAUAAAGGUGUUGAACACGUAUUAUUCACAGAUACUAGUUUCCCCAACUAUUUAUUUCACAAAAAAAAAUAUAACAUUAGUGGUGAUAUUAUUGUCAAUACGCAUUUAAAUGGGGGGAUAAGUAAAGGAGGAGUGAGUAAAAGAGGAGUAAGUAAAGGAGGAGUAAGUAAAGGGGGGGUAAGCAAAAAUGCAAAGACAGAUGGCACAUCCCAUUGCGGCUGCAAUAAUGUUCAUCAACAUGACCAUGAUUUAUCAAUUAACUUUACUACUAACAAUUCGAUGAAAUUAUUUCCAAAAAAGAAAAAUAAAGAGGAAGGAAAAAUAAAACAAAAAAUACAUUCGCUAAAACAGAUAAACGAACAAACCAGCUAUGAUGAAGCUCUAGGGGAACACAUAGUACUAAACAAUCACAAGCAUGUGCAUUCAAACGGUGUAUCUACAAACGGGUGCAAUGACUCUAUACAUUUAUUUGAAAACUUAAUAGAAAAAAAGAAAAAAAAAUAUCUUUCCUCUACUAACAAAUUUAAUGAUUUUUCUAUCAACAACGAGGGAAUUGUUCAAAGCAGUAACCAGUUCCAUUUGCAGAAAGAGGGAGAUGAAAAGGUAAAGGACAGCAACAAUGCUGGCAUUGUUGGCAGUAUUGAAAGUGGCAGUAACAAUAGCAGAAGUAGAGGGAAAAAUUACAACGAAACUGCGAAAAAUUGCCAACAGGAAGAAUGCACGCACACUCAUGAAAGACUUCAGAUGAUUCCAAUGAAUAUGGUAAUACAACAUGAUUGGAACAAUCCAAAUGAUAAAAAAAAUAAGUUGUUGGUAAAUAACAUGAAUAAUAUAUAUGAGCAGAAUAAAAGUAAGGAAUUUAACAACUACACAUAUGAUGAUGGUAAUAGUAAUAGUAAUAAAUAUAUCAACAGUAAUAGCAAUAAUAGCAGUAACAGUAUUACAUAUCGCGGACCUUUAAGGUCAAAAUGGCCAGGUUUAUAUUCCAGUAACAGGAUAGUGAAAAAUAAUAUAUAUGAAGAAAAAAAUCAAGAAUAUAGCGAUGACAAUAAUAUAGGCAAUCAUGGCAAUAUAAAUAAUGGUAAUAACAAUUACUACUAUACUUGUUACACACAUAUACCUCAAAAUGUACAUGAAUUGAGUGAAGAAAUUAAUAUAUACGAGUUAUAUAAUAACACAAAUAGUGAUGAUAAGGAUAGCUACUCGAACGUACAUAAUAAUAGCCCCACUCAGUAUAGUUUUCUCAUUAACAAUUCCAUUAACAAUUAUGUAAUUAACAGCGUUCAUCAUGAACAUAGUAAUAACAAUAAUAACACCAAUAACAAGAACAAUAGUAAUAACAACAAUAGUAACAACAACAAUAGUAACAACAACAAUAGUAACAACAACAAUAGUAACAACAACAAUAGUAACAACAACAAUAGUAACAACAACAAUAAUAAUAAUAAUCAUAAUAACAGUAAUUACAAUGGUUCAUUUGUGAUUGGGGUUAAUUAUAAUAUGUACAAAAAUAGAAUAAACAAUAUAUCGACUCUUUCUGGAAUUAGCAAUAAUAAUGUCAACAACAUAAAAUUUUAUAAUAACUCUAUGUCAACUAAGAAUAAUUUCGUGUAUGCGAAUUUAUUAACAAAUACAGGUUCGUGCGAUUCUUCAUCCGUAGUACCCAAAAAUGAAGAUAAAAAUGAAAAUCGAAAUGUAUGCAAAGGUGGAUGCAAAGAUGGAUGUAUAAAUGGAAGCAGAAAUGGAUGUAGAUGUGCGUGUAAAAAUAAAAAAAACUUUACCUACGCCAGUAGUAGUAGUAAUUGCACAUAUAUACAUUAUAAUACCCCCCCUAAUUUAUGCCCAGAUAAUAAAUUUGAAAAUACAUUAAAUCCUUUUGUAUAUGAAUACUGUAUGGUGAAUGAAAAGGAAAGACCCCAGUUUUACAUGUCUACAGUAUUUGAGGAUUAUGAAGAACAAACAAAAAAGAAAAAAAGAAAAAAAAUUUCAGCGUAUUAA